Messenger RNA from Bombina bombina (fire-bellied toad), 7420 nucleotides. It is a transcript of the gene ZBED4, whose product is annotated as zinc finger BED-type containing 4. The record is from RefSeq and is a predicted model, not a curated record. Lineage: Eukaryota; Metazoa; Chordata; Amphibia; Anura; Bombinatoridae. Gene Ontology annotation, molecular function: DNA binding; protein dimerization activity. The transcript is spliced from 3 exons. Bases 697 to 4149 code for a protein of 1150 amino acids.
GAAAUCCUGUGGUGCGCCACCUCCAUCUGCCCAAAACAUUGUACAAGCUUCUCAGAGCAAACGGGGGAGGGCAGUGUGUCAAUAUCUCCAUAUCCCACGGCCUGUGCUCACCAAGACACUCUGACCCUAUAAUACACCUCACCACAAACUGCCGUGGGGACAAGGAAGCGGCCAUUUUGUGAACCUUUGACACGGUUACGUCGAAGCGUGCAGGCCGCGUCCCCGCCUCAACUUGCCGUAGAACGGAGCGUCGCGGGAACGGGAGGGCAGACAAAGCAUUAAACUAAUGAAUGGGGGAAACAGGGUGGAUGAACGUCAUAUACUAACAUAACGGACGCAAGACAUUCAAGGUUGUUUAACUUUUGGACCAAAAUGCAACAUUAUUUUUGGCAUUUUAAACCAAUUUUGAUGUCAUAGACGUGCUAUCUCAAAAUGUCAAGUGCACUGGUUAAUCAGAAUUUUCAAUAUGGGUAUCAUAAGAUGUUCAACUUAGAAGUCCAUAUUUUUCUCACAAUUGAUCAAAUUGCGAAAGAAAAUUCCACAGAUGGCAAAGAUUUUGUGAAAAUUAUGUACUGCAAUUUAACAGAUGGCAAAGGACUGCUAUAAUACACGGUUCUUCAUUUGUAAAAAGCUGCGUAGGUGGGAGGAAACAAUUUUUGUACCCUUCACGUGAUGACUACUACAUUAUACUAAAUAAUGGAUAAGGCAUUCUCAAUAAUGGAAAGUAAUGUUGAAAAAACAAGAAAUUUAAAAGAGAAUCAAAACGUUGAACUUAAUGGAGGCACUGAUGGGAUGGAUAUAAAUAUUGAGUCAGAUGGCCUAAAACAAACUGAAAGCAGCGAUGAACAGGAAGACAAGGAACAACACUGUACUGUUACCUCAAACACAUUUUCAUCCACUGAUAAUGAGGAUGAAUAUGGAGUCUUAUUUUCACAAUACACUACAACUCUUUAUGAUGCAGCAAUGGAAGCUGUUACACAGAACAUUCUUACAAAUAAAAAUAUAAGCAAUCGGAAAAAAUCACCAGCUUGGAACCAUUUUUCUAUUUCUCCUCGUGACAGUACCAAAGCAAUAUGCAUGUACUGUAUGAAAGAAUUUAGCAGGGGGAAAAAUGAAAAAGACCUCAGUACAAGCUGUUUAAUGCGACAUGUCAGAAGGGCACAUCCUAGAGUACUUUUAUCAGACAAUGGAAAUAUGCCGGGUAUAUCCUCUUACUCACCUCCCACAAUAUUACUACCUCCGCAGCCUCCAGAAGUGGAAACGCACAUCACUCCUACAAAAACUAAAAAGCUUCCAUCAAAAUUAUCUCCAGAAAAUAUUGUAGCAGAAACUGUGAGUGCACUUUCAUCAGAUGAGAUCUCUUCAGACUUACCAAUAGCAGAAACAAAUAUUAAAGAGGAAGUUACUGUUGUCUCUUCUGAGCCUGUACAAAACAAUCCGUGUGAUGAGACCACAGAAAACGUAACUGAAAAACAUGUUCCAGCUCAAAAAAAUUUAACUGGUUCUAGAAGACGCUCUGCAGUUUGGAAACAUUUUUAUUUGUCCCCACUGGAUAAUUCAAAAGCUGUUUGUAUUCACUGCAUGAAUGAGUUCAGCCGAGGCAAAAAUGGAAAAGACCUUGGAACUAGCUGUUUAAUAAGACACAUGUGGAGAGCUCAUCGUUCAAUUGUCUUGCAAGAAAAUAGUUCAGGAACAAGUCUGCCGCCACCUUAUUCUGUUCCUCCAACACUGUUGCCAUCUCUGCUUCCGGGCGAGAGUGUAGAUAAUAGUUCUUUGGCCGUAUCGCCUGGGAAGACAAAAAAAGAAUCUACUUCGUUACCUUCAUCCCCUGAUAGAAUUUCAGAAGAAAUUCCAAAUGGAGACUUGCAGAUUGAUGAUGGAGCAAGUGUUUUAGGUUCAUUUGAGAAUAACUGUGAGGGAAUACCUGUAUCUUCUCCUGAAAAGCACUGUGAAAGUGGAAGUUCCUUAGCUAUUGAGACAGCUGUAGUUUUCCAACAAAACAAAAAAACUAUGAAAAGGCUGAAAUCUGAAGUUUGGCAUCAUUUUUCAUUGUCUCCCACAGAUAACUUGAAAGCUAUUUGCAAAUAUUGUAACUGUAUGAUUAGUAGAGGUAAAAAAGGUGAUUUGGGAACCAGCUGUUUAAUGAGACAUUUGUACCGAAGGCACGCAGAAAUUAUUAUAAACCAAAAAAACUAUGAUGUUGGCUUGGCAAAUUCCCCUUAUGCUACAUUGGCUUCUGCAGAAUGUUCAUCAAAAAUGAUAGACCUGCCAUCUGUUGCAUCUCAUGAAUGUCCAGUUAUAUACCCUAUAAACAGCAAGAAAACCUCAAAACUUUGGAAUCACUUUUCAAUUUGUUCUGCAGAUUCUACUAAAGUAAUAUGCCUUCAUUGUGGACGCACAAUAAGCAGGGGGAAAAAGCCAACCAAUUUAGGUACUAGUUGUCUUUUAAGGCAUUUGCAACGGUUCCACAACAGUGUGUUGAAGAAUAAUGUUUCAGAAACCCUACAAUCUCCGGAUAUACAUGUACCAGUAAAGACUGAAUUAACUACUUCCUCUUAUGAUGAAAUCAAUGAUACGUUUUCUGACUCUCACCCAGUUGCCAAAAAAAUCACAACUCUUGUAGCUGAAAUGAUUGCCCUCGAUCUUCAGCCAUAUUCUUUUGUAAAUAAUGUUGGGUUUAAUAGACUUAUUGAAUACCUUCAACCUCAAUAUUCAUUACCAUCUCCAUCUUACUUUUCUAGAACCGCAAUUCCAGAUAUGUAUGAAAAUGUGAAACAAAUAAUUGUCUCCCAUAUAAAAGAAGCUGAAAGUGGUGUAAUUCAUUUUACAGCAGGAAUUUGGAUGAGUAGCCAGACGCGGGAAUAUUUAACACUUACUGCUCAUUGGGUAACAUUUGACUCCUCCUUUAAACCACAUGGUGAAGAUUAUCACUGCUCAGCGCUUUUGCAUGUUUCUCAGAUUGAUUGUGAUUAUAAUGGUGUCAGUAUACAAAAACAUCUGGAAUAUCUGUGGGAAUCCUGGAUAACCUCUCUUGGCCUUCACAUAGGGAUUACUGUAACAGAUAAUCAUAGCAUAGAGAAGACUUUAAAUGAAAGUGAGCAUGCAAGUGUUCAGUGUUUUGGACACACGAUGGACUUAAUUGUUAACGAGGCUAUUAAAAGCCAAAGGAUGGUUCAAAAUCUACUGAGUAUUGCUCGUAAAAUUUGUGAACGUGUUCACAGGUCUGCAAAAGCAAAGGAAAAAUUAGCAGAGCUCCAAAAAGAAUACAGAUUGCCUCAACAUCAAUUAAUUCAAGAUGUUCCCUCAAAGUGGAACACGUCAUUUCAUAUGUUAGAACGGUUAAUUGAACAAAAAAGGGCAAUUGAUCAGAUGUCAAUUGAAUGCAACUUUAGAGAACUAAUAAGUUGUGAUCAGUGGGAAGUUAUGCAGUCUGUGUGCCAUGCUUUGAAACCAUUUGAAGCUGCCAGUAGAGAGAUGAGCAUGCGCAUGGCCACAUUAAGUCAAGUAAUUCCAAUGAUUCACAUUCUUAACAGAAAGAUAGAAAUGUUAUUUGAAGAAACCAUGGGAGUAGACACCAUGCUAAAAUCUCUUAAAGAAGCCAUGGUUUAUCGACUGUCCUCAACACUUCAUGAUCCCAGGUACAUUUUUGCAACACUCUUGGACCCACGCUAUAAGGCAUCCUUAUUUUCAGAUGAGGAAGUUGAAGAAUAUAAACAAGGAUUAAUCAGGGAGCUGGAAAUACUAAAUUCUACCUCAGAUGAUGAGCCUAUUCUCAAAGGGCGUAACAAAAAUUCAUCACCUAAAAACAAUGGGGAUGAUAUUUGGUCCCUUAUAGCCAACUUGAAACGUUCCAAGCCUUUAAAGGAGGUAUUAACUGAAGAUAUAGUCUUUGCAUACUUGGAAGAAGAAGUGCUGGAGCAUAAUUGUGAUCCACUAACUUACUGGAAUUUGAAGAAAUCAUCCUGGCCAGUAUUGUCCAAGCUGGCUGUACGGUUCCUUGGAUGUCCUCCUAGCAUUUUUUCUUCUGAGAAACUAUUCAACCCUUCAAAUGAAAAUUGCAACAUUAGCCAAACGAGGUUAACAAUGGAACAUUUUGAGCAGCUUAUAUUUUUAAAAGCAAAUCUCCCCCUAAUUUACUUUCAGUAUUGAAACUAGCAAACUACCAAGUGAAAACUAUUGUUGCUUACUGGAUAUUACCUGUAUUUGUAUAUUUGUUAAAUUGCUCCAAAUGGGGCCAUGUAUGACAUCUAAUCAGUAACUGUAGUUUUCUAUUUUGUUAAAUGCUUUGCUUUAAAAAUUGUCUACAUGUGCCUUACUCAUUUCUUCGGACCACAUCUUGUACAUAGGUUUUAUGUUUUCUUUUUUAUUUGUCAUACAUUGUUUUUUCUUUAUAUGUAGGUUUUAAUCUUCAUAUUUGUAAAUAUAUAUGUAAAAAGUAAGUCAUUUUUGGUAUUCUAGAAUGACAAAAAAGAUGUAAACAGUUUUAUUCUGUAGGUUUUUUUAAUUAAUUUGUGUAAAAAAAAGGUACUGUAUUUUAGCCAGAGUUUUGCUUUUGUUAGAUUUUUUUUUAUGUUUAAGCUGUGUUUAAAACAACAUUCUAGUUUAGCAAUACAAUGCUCUAUUUCAUUAAAACAUUUAUUAUUGCAUUUUUACUGUUAAACAAUUCUCUGUACUACAUUUUCAUCCCUUGCAACUGACACGCUCCUGGACUGUUGUAGAUUAGGAUAUGGCUGGUAUGUUGCUUACCAUUCUACCUUCUGUGUAGCAGUAAUGCACUGUGUCAGGGUGCUCUAUUUUGACUGAGUUUAACCCUUGGUAGUGAAAACAGGAAAAUGUGUUUAAAAAUAAAGCAAUGUAAUAAAAUAGAGCAUUUAUUUUUACACUAGGAUGCCAGGUCUCAAAUAGAGGAUUAAUUUUAAUAAAGUUGAUGACAGCUACUUUUACUGUUGCUCAAAACUAAUUAAUUUGAGUCUUAAUUGGGUUUUUCAUGUUAAUGUAGAAUUGUGAUUGGCUAGCUGUAAAACAAGGAAAGUGCCUACUCAAGCAUUGAUUCAUCACAGUAUCAACAAAUAUGUCAAGUUUGUCACUGGUGUCUCCUAUUCGCUAUUUUGUUCCCUGUCUUACAUGAUCUACACUAGCCUUUGUUUUAUGUUUUGUACAGAAUUCUUUUCUCUUACAAAGAAUCUUUUCAGGGGGAGGUCAUUUAAGACAUCAGAAUCCUACAACACUUUCCAUAAAUAAGAUUUAAACACAGGAUAUAAUUCUGUGUUCUUCACAUAAAACUUUGCCAGCUGUGUGGCAUUAUGAAGUAGUCAGAUGGGGGCAGUGUAAUACUUUUUUUCUUCAAUCUAAAGCACAAAUUCAUUGUAUAAUUUAAUCUAUAUUUAAUGAUAAUUUGUGGAAUAAAAAUGGAAACAUUUUAAAAUGAGCAAAUUUUACCUGAAUACCGACUUAAAUGUUCUCCCCAGGACCAUUUAAAAGGUCCUGGGGAGAACACUGAAUUCUUACAUCCGGUUACUUAAAGGGAUACUAAACCCAUUAUUUUUUUCUUUAAUGAUUCAGAUAGAGCAUGCAAUUGUAAGCAACUUUCUAAUUCGCUCCUAUUUUUCUUUGUUCUCUUGCUGUCUUUAUUUAAAAAGCAGGAAUAUAAAUCUUAGUAGUCGGCCCAUUUUUUCAUCAGAACCUGGGUUAUAAUUUCUUAUUGGUUUGCUAAAUGUAGCUACCAAUAAGCAAGCGCUAUCCAGGGUGCUGACCCUACAAUGGGCCGGCUCCUAAGCUUUUAUAUUCCUGCUUUUUGAAUAAAGAUAGCAAGAGAAUUGAAUAAAAAUUGAUAAUAGGAGUAAAUUAGAAAGUUGCUUAAAAUUGCAUGCUCUAUCUGAAUCAUGAAAGAAAAAAUGUGUGUUUAGUAUCCCUUAGAAGUAUAUUGAAUGUAUCCCUUUGGGCUUGUGUAGUGAGAAAAUAGAAAAGUUUACAGUUUUUCAUAAUAUUAGAUGCACUUGUCAGUCUAAUAGAACAGAUCUAUGGUAGGUGAACAGCACAAAGUUGCAUCCAAGUCCUGAUAUUGUAUGUUUGACAGCUAUGUUUGGAUAAUUGUAAUGUCAUAUUUAAUAUUAGAGGUGUGUGUGUGUGCGCAUUAUUUUUUAAUAUUUUGAGUAACUGUAUUUUGCCAAAAAAAUGCGUCACUCAGUACUCCACACAGAUUUCUUAUAUGUUAGUAAAUCUGCAAAUAUAUAUAUGUACACACACACAUUUCUGAAAUGAUAAAAUGACAAUUGUUUUCAUUCCUCUUUUUUAUAUUUUGAAUUCUCGAUUUUAAAUCACAGAAGCAUCCCACCAUGUUAGUGCAGUUAAUAUACAGUUCUGAACAAAUAAUUAAAAAUGGGUUUAUUCCCAUUAUAAAUAUGACUCCUAAGGAGUUUAUCUUUAAAGGACAUUGUAGGCAAAUAAUUGUUAUGUAUAUGAAUGAAUGAACCACUAACAUUUUGUCAUGCAUAACUGUUUAAAUUGUAAUAUUCAAGACUGUAUUUGCAUACUCCAGUAUUAUUUUUAAUUAGCUGGCAAAUCCCACAACUGCACUGGUGGACACAAACAAUCCUUCCCAAUCUGGGGUGUUCAAAAACAUUACUUUAAAAUAUAAUUAUAAAUAUCUACUUUUUAGAUGGGACAAAUAAAAAUGUUCAAUGUCCCUUUAAAAUAUAUAUUACAAAUGCCACAUUAUUAAAUUACACAGGCUACCUAUAAAGCAUUGCAAGUGGUGCAGAUAUGCCAUCCAUCAAAAUAAUGCAUUUGUCUUCUCUAUUUUCUGGUUUAAAAUUCUGUACAUAAAAACUGUCUUGGCACUUGUACUCCUACAGAAAGACCUGGCACUUUUUUAGAGGACCUAUUUUACAGACAAUAAAUAUGUAUACUGCUACAACUAUGUAUAUUUAUAUGUGAUGUAUUGGUAUACAUCUUGAGUGGAACAAAACGGUCAUCUAGAAACAAAAGGUAAUGGAACCUGUAUUACCUGCUUUCUUGCUGUAGAAUGUAUCCAGCGUUCUUGAUUGCAUACCAGUAAGUUUAAUUUGAUCUGUGCUAUAAGAAUAGCAGUUGUCCAUAUUUUUAUUUUAUUUUUGCAAGAGGAAGUGCAGGUUAACCAGGUACUGUUAAGUUUUGUUUCACAAUGAAUUGGUGACCUGUCUUUACCUUUUUUAACUUUAUUUUUCUGGGCUGCUGUGUCCCAGAUACUCAAGCUUGCUUUCAUAAAGUAAGGCAAGGUGUGUUUUACUUGUCUUUUAAAUGAAUGUUGUUUAAAAACAUUGUCCUUUUUUGUGGUGGUUUUGUUUAAAAUACUGUACCGAAGUGAGACCUUUUUACAUCUGUUUGUGUAUUUAUACAUGGUCAACAGCUAUUUCUGUAAUUAAACCAUUUAUUUACAACA